AUGCCUGGUGGUGUGCCAGUCUGGCAUGGAAAUCUGGAAGGCAAGGACUUAGAUAGCAUGUUUGGCUUUAUUGAGGCAUAUGUGGUUAGAGGCAAAGGAUAUCAGGUAAUGAUGGCCAUGUCCUAUGUGUACAAGAUCCUUAUGAAUUCGCUAUACGGUAGAUUUGGCAUUAACCCUAAAAGCACGACAACCGAGCAAUACCGAGAAGGGCUCAGAUUAUGGAAUCCACCGAAGAACUCUGCUGUCCAACUAGCUGCUGCGAUCACUGCCUCUGCUAGGAUCUAUAUGUACCCUUAUAUCUCAAGAGAGGACUGCUACUACACGGACACAGACUCAGUUGUGCUUGGUCAGCCACUACCUAAAGAAGUGAUUUCUUCUUCUGUCUUAGGUAAGUUUAAGCUAGAGGACAGAGUCAUGAAAGGAUACUUUUUAGCACCGAAAUCCUAUUGCUACAUCGCAAUAGGUGGCUCCAAUAUACUCAAGUACAAGGGACCAGCGAAAAACCAGGUCAAUCAAGAAUGGUUUGAGUCACAGUACGCGGACCCAUCUCGUACAAAACAGGUACCGGUGGAAGCCAACUUCCGGAUUGAUUGGCACACUCUUAACAUCAUCAAGAAAGACACAAUGGUCAGGGUUGGGCUUCAGCUGGGGGACCAAGAGGAUACCAGUAUAUCACAGAGAUGUCUGGGUGGAUACUGA
This is a messenger RNA of Prunus armeniaca (apricot), 699 nucleotides long. NCBI's taxonomy places the organism in Eukaryota, Viridiplantae, Streptophyta, Magnoliopsida, Rosales, Rosaceae. The record is from the annotation of a GenBank genome assembly.